Molecule: messenger RNA, 736 nt
Organism: Phragmites australis (common reed)
Lineage: Eukaryota; Viridiplantae; Streptophyta; Magnoliopsida; Poales; Poaceae
Product: protein PROTON GRADIENT REGULATION 5, chloroplastic-like
Exons: 2
Coding region: 250-633 (127 amino acids)
Biological process (GO): photosynthetic electron transport in photosystem I; response to high light intensity
Cellular component (GO): chloroplast
Molecular function (GO): electron transfer activity
Source: RefSeq, a predicted model, not a curated record
GCUCUUCGGCUUGCCGGUCAGUCAGUCUGUCGGUUUCAAGUGACAAAAGCAUCCAUCUAAGCUGACAAAGAGAUCGAUUUGGUGGCGGAGAGAGCAGCAGGCCGUGAUCCACUCGAGUCUGCGGCCGGCGUGGCUCCCUCGCCAUCACAACUCGUCCAUCUUCCUUUCCUACAUUCUUACUCCCACCACUUGUCUCCUCUCAAUCUCGCUUCCUCUCCGACGUUGUUGUCUAAGCUAGCAAGGUAGGACAUGGCUGCCGCUGUGUCCUUCUCCGCGGCCUCCCGGCUGAGAGCUCUUCCCACGUGGUCCAGCUCCGUGUCCUGCGACGACCACUCCACCCUGGCCAUGUCGGUGCCGGCGCCGGCGCGCCCCCGUUCGGCGCGACCGCUACGGUCGCCUGCGCGGAUGAUGGGCAACGUGAACGCGGGGAAGGGGCUGUUCGCGCCGCUCGUGGUGGUGGCGCGCAACAUCAUCGGCCGCAAGCGCUUCAACCAGUUCAGGGGGAAGGCCAUCGCGCUACACUCCCAGGUCAUCACCGAGUUCUGCAAGACCAUCGGCGCCGACUCGAAGCAGAGGCAGGGCCUGAUCCGCAUCGCCAAGAAGAACGGAGAGAAGCUCGGAUUCCUUGCCUGACGUGUGAUGCUGCUCCCAUUUUCUAAAGCUUUAUUGUUAUUAUUAUUAUUGAAUAUGUAGUACGAUGAUUACUAUGAUAUGGUUAAGUGAUGCAUGCAUGAUA